AUGCAAGCUGCGUUGGUACAAGCAGGAUUUUCGGCCCUUGGUGCGUUUCUUCAAGUGUUGUUCGACAGGAUGGCUACCCGGGAAUUCCUGAAUUUGUUCCGGGGUAGAAAGAAGGACACCAAGAUUUUGAAGAAGCUUAAGACAACAUUGAAGACACUUAGUACAGUGCUGGAUGAUGUGGAGACAAGGGAAAUGAGAGACGAGCAUGUCCGGGAGUGGCUUGACGACCUUAAAGAUGUUGUCUACCACGCUGAUGAAGGAUUGGAUGAGGUCAAUGUUAGAUAUUUUGUAAUAUUUGGAGUCAACACUGAAGCAUUGCGGGUAAAAGUGGAAGGAGAAACCGAAGAAAAACAAGGCGGCCAUACAGGCCAAAAGAGUCAUCAGGGACCAAUAAUUAAUGCUAAGAAAGUGUCUUUAAGUCUACCAUCAACUUCUUUGGUUAGUGAAUCACUUGCGGUUGGAAGGGAUAAUGAACUAGAGAAGAUAAUAAAUUUGUUGUUGUCUGAAGAUGCAAACAACAAAGAAAUUAGUGUAAUUCCUGUUGUGGGAUUACGUGGAAUUGGCAAAACAACUCUUGAGAGUGUGAAAAAUCAUUUCAAUUUGAGGGCAUGGAUGAGGGAAAGCCUCAAAGAUAAAAAGUUCCUCAUAAUAUUGGAUGAUGUCUGCAAUGAACAAUACACUGAUUGGGACAUCUUCAGGAGCUCUCUUAGGCAAGUAAAGAAGUGGAAAGGCUUGCCUCUAGCCGUCAAGACAGUGGCAGGUCUUUUGCACUCAAAGCAGGACGUAGAAGAAUGGAAGGAUGUUUUGACUAGUGAUAUAUGGAAUUUGCCACAUGGUCCAAAUGACAUCAUCCCGGCUCUAAGAUUGAGUGAUAAUUAUCUGCCUUCUCAUCUAAAAAGUUGUUUUGCUCUUUUAUCAAUAUUUCCCAAGGAUUACCCUGUUGAUCAAGAAGAGAUAAUACGAUUGUGGAUUGCCAAUGGCCUUCUGCAGCAUCCUAAAUAUGACAAAACAAUUGACGAUGGAGGGUACCAGUAUUUCUCUGAACUAAGGGUUCGAUUCUUUUUUCAAAGAAGUGGUAACAAUAAGUUUUUAAUGCAUGAUUUGGUAGAUGAUUUGGGUCAAAGUGCUUCUUCAAAGUUUUGUGCUAGGCUGGAGAAUAGCUGGCAAAACUAUACACCUGAAAGAGUGCAGCACGUCUCAUAUCUUAAAGAAGAUUACGAUGUGUUUGAGAAAUUCAAAACGCUUAAAGAUGCCAAGGGUUUGAGGACCUCUGUAAGAAUCUUGUCUUUGUCUCAACAUUCUGGAAUAAGAGAAUUACCUCCUUCAGUAAUUGGCAGUUUGAAACAUCUCCGGCUUUUAGAUUUAUCUUCAAAAGAAAUUGUAAAGUUGCCAGGAUCAGUAUCUACUCUGUACAAUCUUCAGAUGUUGUUGUUGUCAGGCUGUGCAUAUCUUAAUGAAUUGCCCAAAGGAUUGGUGGGGAAUGGCAAAGAGUUGAGAAUUCUAGAUAUGGGUGAACUGCAACAUCUUUGUGGCAACUUACAUAUUUCAGGGUUAGAGAAUGUUGUUAAUGAAAUGGAUGCAACCAGUGCAAAUCUGAAAGAUAGGAAGCUAAUUGAAAAUCUCGUAAUGGAAUGGAGUGAUUCUGAAGUUGAAAAUUCAGUUAGUACACCUUACACCUUGAGAGCUGCAACAACUGCUUCUCCUUACCAGCCUUUGGUCAACUAG
This is a messenger RNA of Lycium barbarum (goji berry), 1725 nucleotides long. Its product is annotated as putative disease resistance RPP13-like protein 1. Gene Ontology annotation, molecular function: protein binding. The record is from RefSeq and is a predicted model, not a curated record. The transcript is spliced from 8 exons. Bases 1 to 1725 code for a protein of 574 amino acids. Lineage: Eukaryota; Viridiplantae; Streptophyta; Magnoliopsida; Solanales; Solanaceae. Gene Ontology annotation, biological process: defense response to other organism.